Molecule: messenger RNA, 495 nt
Organism: Cryptococcus amylolentus CBS 6039
Lineage: Eukaryota; Fungi; Basidiomycota; Tremellomycetes; Tremellales; Cryptococcaceae
Exons: 1
Coding region: 1-495 (164 amino acids)
Source: RefSeq, a predicted model, not a curated record
AUGUCUGCCAGUGAUAGCGCAAUGGACACCACCGUCAGCAACCACGGACCUCACGCCGUGUCCUUGGCAGAGGGCUGGCAAGGCAUAAAACGUGGAGGUGACCUGACCUCCCGAUACCGGAAAUCCAACAACAACGGCACCGAGCUUAGUACUGCCAUCCAACUAUUUGGCACAAUUCACGGAUUCGGGGGAGUUCUCAACAUUGAAAUUGCCGAUUUUGAUCUUGAGGAUGACCUUGACGACCAAUGUGACUGGAAGGAGAAGGCGUUGUCUAGUUUCAGAAAGCCGGGCAAGGCUGCUAAACUCUAUGAGGAUAUCAACGAAGCUGUCGAGGAGACAUACUACUACGCCUCAGAUGAAGAUCAAAAAUCUCAUCGGAUAUUCAUCGGGAAAGAGUUGUCCACCAUUUACAAGAUGAUUGUCGAACCCAACCAAUCGGGAGCUUCUUCGGCAGCUGCCUCCCCAGAAGAAGAAGACAUUGACAUGGAAGGCUAA